CUUCUCUCUCGUGGAAACUGUUUCCGUUCUUCUACAGCUCUCUUCCCAUUGCCGCCACCAAUUUCGUCUCAUCCCUGCAAAAAUAAAAUAAAAUUAUUAUAUCGAGGCCGCUUCUUCAUCGUAAUCGCAUUUUCUAUCUUAUCCCCUUUCAUCGCUGAUCCAGAUCCCAGUCACUGUAAUAUAGGGAUUUAAUAGCUGGGUUCCCCUUAAAAAAGCAAAUUUUUUUUUUACCACUGGCCUUCAUCAUUAGAGCUUGCAAAAUUUUGAUCUUUGCUUGAGUUGUGCAUUCCCAUCGAGGUUUCAUCAAUUGGGCAUCUCUCAAAAAACGAUUUUGACGUAAUUUUUUGAAACCACCCCCCAGUUUGAAACCCUGGUAAGCCUUCGCUCUGAUUGCUCCGCCUGGGCUCCAAAAGGCCCGACCUUUUGCUCAAUUGUAGAUUCUCCUUAAGUUUUAGCCAAUUGGGUCGAGCCCAAAAUCCAAUCUUGAAACCCUAAGAAGUAGAGUGAUGGAUGUAAGCGGUGAGGCAAGCAUCAAUUCGUUCUCCAUUGGCCCGUCCUCAGUCAUCGGCCGCACGAUUGCGUUUAGAGUCCUAUUCUGCUCUUCAAUCUCCCACCUCCGGCAUCGAACUGCAAAAUUCAUUGGGUUUUUUCUUCGAAAUCUCAGGCAUUACAGUUUCUCAUUCAUUUCAUGGUUCCAUCCAAGGAACACCCAAGGUAUACUUGUGAUGGUAACGCUGAUGGCUUUCCUGUUGAAGAGAUUCGCCAAUGUGCGGCCGAGAGCGGAGUCUGCAUACCGUAGGAAGUUCUGGAGGAACAUGAUGAGGAGCGCGAUGACGUACGAGGAGUGGGCCCACGCGGCCAAGAUGAUCGAGAAGGAGGGCCCGAAGAUGAAUGAGUCGGAUUUGUAUGACGAGGAGUUGGUGAGGAACAAGUUGCAGGAGCUGAGGCAGAGGAGGGAGGAGGGGUCAUUGAGGGACAUUGUAUUUUGUAUGAGGGCGGAUCUGUUGAGGAAUUUGGGGAAUAUGUGUAACCCUCAACUCCACAAGGGAAGGCUUCAGGUACCUAGACUCAUAAAGGAAUACAUCAACGAGGUCUCAACCCAACUUAAAAUCAUAUGCAACUCUGACUCUGAUGAACUUCUCUUAGAAGAGAAACUCGCAUUCAUGCACGAAACUCGACACGCUUUUGGCAGAACUGCGCUUCUCUUAAGCGGAGGUGCAUCCUUAGGAUCCUUCCAUGUUGGAGUAGUAAAAACAUUAGUAGAACACAAACUUCUCCCAAGAAUAAUCGCAGGCUCUAGCGUCGGUUCUAUAAUGUGUGCUAUUGUAGCCACCCGAUCUUGGCCAGAACUUGAGAGCUUUUUCGAGGACUCCUGGCACACUCUCCAAUUCUUCGAUCAAAUGGGUGGAAUUUUUGCGGUUGUUAGAAGGGUUAUGACACAUGGAGCAGUUCAUGAGAUUAGGCAACUUCAACAGCUUUUGAGGCAUUUAACGAGCAAUUUAACUUUUCAAGAAGCUUAUGAUAUGACUGGAAGGAUUCUUGGGAUUACUGUGUGCUCUCCUAGAAAGCAUGAGCCUCCGAGAUGUCUUAAUUAUUUGACAUCUCCUCAUGUUGUUAUAUGGAGCGCUGUGACUGCUUCUUGUGCUUUUCCUGGGCUUUUUGAAGCUCAGGAGUUAAUGGCGAAGGAUAGAUUUGGGGAGAUUGUUCCUUUUCAAGCACCAUUUGUAGUGGGCUUCGGGGAAACGGCAGGAAGUUCUUCUCGUCGGUGGAGAGAUGGGAGUUUGGAGAGUGAUCUUCCUAUGAUACAAUUGAAGGAACUUUUUAAUGUGAAUCAUUUUAUUGUUAGUCAAGCUAAUCCUCAUAUAGCUCCACUACUGAGGUUGAAAGAGCUUGUAAGAGCUUAUGGAGGCAAUUUUGCUGCUAAGCUUGCUCAUCUUGCCGAGAUGGAGGUCAAGCAUCGGUGCAAUCAAAUCCUAGCACUUGGUUUUCCACUAGGAGGACUUGCUAAAUUAUUUUCUCAAGAGUGGGAGGGUGAUGUAACAGUGGUCAUGCCAGCUACACUUGCUCAGUACUCCAAGAUCAUACAAAACCCAUCGUACUUAGAACUCCAAAAGGCCUCAAACCAAGGACGAAGGUGCACUUGGGAAAAACUGUCAGCCAUAAAAGCCAAUUGCGCCAUCGAACUCGCCUUGGACGAAUGUGUAGCUCUCUUAAACCACAUGCGUCGCCUAAAGCGAAGCGCUCAGAGAGCAGCAGCAGCAGCAGCAGCAGCCACUGCAGCAUCACAAGGGCAGCAACCAAUAAACUCCACUUUCAGGUUCAACGCUUCUAGAAGAAUCCCUUCGUGGAAUUGCAUUGCUAGAGAGAACUCAUCAGGAUCACUUGAAGAUGAAGCUCUCACCGAUACUGCAGCCAUUUUGAGAAAUAAUCGAGUUUUCCACAGGAGUUUGCAUGAUGGUAGUGACAGUGAAUCAGAGAGCAUAGACCUUAAUUCUUGGACAAGGUCUGGUGGGCCCCUGAUGAGGACGGCCUCAGCCCAUAAAUUCAUAAAUUUUGUUCAGAAUCUUGAGCUCGAUCUAGAUUUCAACAGGGUUUGGCCGAGGGAAGAGGAUCCUGAAAGUCUAGCACUGCGUUCGAAUAGAAGCUCAGAUAACACAGACUCUGAAUCUCGUGAGUCUAGUCAUAGAACUGCUAGCAUUAUGGUUUCUGAAGGGGAUCUGAUACAACCUGAAAGAAUACAUAACGGGAUAGUUUUCAAUGUUGUGAGGAGGGAAGUGAUAAAUCCUAUACAAAGAAGUAGUAGUGAAUCAGAGCAACAGCAAAGCUCCUUGGCUGAAGCAGAUGUUGAAAAUUUGCACAUGGAAAGUUGUGAGGAUGUGAGCUCAGUUUCUGAACACGACGAGGAUCAUGAGGGCGAGUUGGAAGGAUCAGAGUCGAGAUGUGAUGAUAAUAGAAGAGAUCAUGGUGCUGUUUUGGAUGAAUGCGAUGGAAAAGAAUGACAGAUGGUUGGGAAAGAGCAAAUGAUGUGCAUGUUUUAUUUUUAUUGGUUACUGUGAUUCUCACAAUUUUUGUGCAAGUGAAUCUUGAUCAGGCUCACAGUUGAUUAUAUUGUUUUUUGUAUUCAACGCAUGUACAUAAAUAAUUGGUUAGAGAAGUUUAUUUCUCGUAUCAUUAUAGUUAGUGAUGGAUCUGAUUUAGUUCUUUCC
This is a messenger RNA of Asparagus officinalis (garden asparagus), 3206 nucleotides long. RefSeq names its product triacylglycerol lipase SDP1. NCBI's taxonomy places the organism in Eukaryota, Viridiplantae, Streptophyta, Magnoliopsida, Asparagales, Asparagaceae. The coding region runs from base 507 to 2999 and encodes 830 amino acids. Gene Ontology annotation, biological process: lipid metabolic process. The transcript is spliced from 4 exons. Gene Ontology annotation, molecular function: triacylglycerol lipase activity. The record is from RefSeq and is a predicted model, not a curated record.